Messenger RNA from Neodiprion virginianus, 6088 nucleotides. Its product is annotated as nuclear pore complex protein DDB_G0274915-like. The transcript is spliced from 5 exons. The record is from RefSeq and is a predicted model, not a curated record. NCBI's taxonomy places the organism in Eukaryota, Metazoa, Arthropoda, Insecta, Hymenoptera, Diprionidae. The coding region runs from base 83 to 4879 and encodes 1598 amino acids.
AGAAAGAGUGCAGCAAGGUUCCGAUGACUCUGCGUGCUCUGGGCUCUUUUCAAAUAUGGAGAGGUUAUCUUUUUAAAGUAAUAUGUGGGAUUUAGGAGACCGGAACCGUGGUAUUUUUGUGUUGAUAAGUGUGCUGAGCGGAUGCGCUGUUUUAUACAAUGCCUGGGGUCCGAUUCUCGCGCUAACUGUGUCGAUAAUCGCUGUGAUACACGUAUGUUACUCCCUGCUAACCAACGACAGCAUUCUAUCGCCGCAAGCGUUAUUUUUCCUCGAAUACGUGAGCGAGGGCGGCAGGGAAAUAUUCGCCAAUUUGAAUGCUGCAUCGUUCUACCUAUCGUCCACCCUCCGUAAGUUAUACACUAUUUUAAGUAACCACUGCCGGACUUACGUCGCGGCGAAAAUGAGCAGAUUUAGAAAAAAUUCCUCAUACCAAUUGAGCAACGACAAUCGCCAAGCGUCCAGAAGCUCUUCAAGGUUCGAUCUCACCACCAAUCCGCUCAGCCCCAUACCCAAAAAUAGCUACCAAGAAAAUACCCCCUACAUCGAUCAUCCUGCCACUCGUCAACUGAGCGAUAACUACUCGUUGACAAAGCUCACCUCGACACCACUUGACCCCUGGUGCAAAGACCCUCAGGUACCAUCCAACGGAGGCAUCGAACUUUUCACACCAACUCGACCUCUUCGCCGAGAAAUACAACCAACAUUCGGACCGAAUCACUCAUCGAUGAUACAAAAUGAGACUGUCUUUAGCCCUGAGGGCUCUCCGUGGGGAACCAGCAUUAGCCCAAAAAUGCGAUCUAAAGCAGCUGGAAUUAAGACUGUACAAACCGUCGCUGGACCCCUACUUGCAUCUACGAGAUACAACAUCGAUCCCAAAACAUAUUCGGAUGUAACAUCUCCAGGACUGAGCACACGCUUGGCGAAGUAUGCCACGGAAGCCAACAACAAGCUGACGCAUCAGUCGCAGUACGCGACUGGCCAAUUUCCCAAAGUCAAUCUCAGCGUCAGUCCAUUACCGUUAAUAAACAUGAAAAAUGUCAAGGUCAGAACUCCCGUGACUGUGCGGAUAGCUCCGCCAGAAACGAGCAGGUACUCGCCACCUGAAAGACAAAGAAUUAUCUCAGACAUAUGCAAAGCUGAGAAUAGAGCACCCCAGAGCGUUGUGCAAGUGCUUAGAGAAAUAUCACUUAAGAGGCACGCGUCGAGAGAUGAUGUGAGCUUGGAUUUUGCAAAAAAACAGAGAACCGAGGAUAUAUACGAAGACAACUUGGAUGAUCUGGUAGAAAUGACGCAGAAAAGAACCAGGGAAGAUUCGCCGAACAGUGAGGAAGAAGAGGAUUUGCUCAGGAACAAUCAGCUUAGGCCAGUCAAGAAAACUAAGACCCCUUCUUGCUUCGAUGUUUUGAAUUCAUUGAGCUCGAGCAAUCAAUAUUCCUCAGGAAUUAAGCGAAAAGCGAGUAGUCUCGAUUUAUCCCGAUGUGGCACACCCAGCAUAGAGAAACAUUUCAAACCUUCGGACAUGGUUCAGGGGACCCCGAAAUUAUUGGCAACUGUAAUUGAGCCUGAAAUAGAGAAAAUAAAACCUCAAAGAGACGAUCUGAAUCUGAAAUCUUCUCUGAAUAUGGAAGUUGAGUUGUACAAGAAAUCACCUGAACGGUCCUCAAUGCAAGUAAAAAGUAUUUUAAAAAGCGUCUCUACCAAAGACACGAUCGGAGAUCAAAACCAGGAUCAAUCGGACAGAGUAGGUAAAAAGAUAGAUAAAAAACCAGAAAUUGAACCUAUGAAGAAUCUUUCUCCUGCAGUGAACAAAUCAAUCAGCUUCACUGAGAAAUUAUUUAUGAAAGCAGAACCACAAGCUAAUGAAAGGUUGAGAACAUUAAUUGAAGAACAAGGAAAUAUCAGAGCAAAAUUCACCAGUGAUGAUGUUGACGAAAUUAAGAAAGAAGACAUUGUGAAUAUGAGGCAAACAAGUAUGAGAGCCAGACUGCAGAGCAUGUUUGAUGCUAUAUCCGGAAAAUCUGCCAAGAAGAUAAAUCCAGACGUUAUUAUACAAGCUGACUCAAACAACGAGCCUUCUACCACCUCAGAUGUACCAUCGAGCUCAGCUACUCUGAGAUUGACGACUUCGCCUACAGACAUCAAUACAUCUCCGAUUGCAACAUCUUCCGUAGUACCAACAAUUACUAAUUCGAAACUCGGCAGCACAAUUAAGACUAAACACGUUACCUUCGACUUGCCUAGUUCACAGCAACCAUUGAUCUCGAACAGCAGCUUGACAUCAUCGAUCUCUUCAACUGGAUUCCAAGCAAGUACAACCGAGGCACAAAAUCAGUCAGAAGUUCCAAAGUUGAACUUUGGAACUGUUGCUACAACUACAACAAAUACUACUGCAACUGAUCCCGCUAAAGUAUCUUCUUCAAAUAGUCAAAACACAAACAAUAUGAGCACUCCUGCAUCUUCUGCAACCAUUUCCACCAUUGCUCCUCCUUCAUUUGCCGUUGCAACAUCUUCUACACAAAGUUCAACUGUGUCGUCAGGAAUUCAGAGUGGCUCAAACUUGACAAGUAGUACAAGUUUAGCAACAAAAUUCUUACCUCCGAGCAGCAUUGGUGCAUUUAGUUCAUCAAAUUAUACCAAUGUAACUCAAAAUACCAACACAGUAUCGGUAUCCGAACCAGUAAUGACAACUUUGUCACCAAGUACGGGGAAAUUUGUUCAAGAACCGAUCAAAGUAGUUGAGCCUGUCAAGACCAGCACUCACACUCCAGCCCCGAUGCCCAAUUUCUCAUUUGGUGCCGCUAAAAUGACCUCCUCAUCAGCAUUCGGUGAAAACAAUCAGUUCCCAGCUAGUACGCAAAAUCAAGUAAACGUCAGUACUACUACACCGACAACAACGUCGUCUUUCAUGCCUGGUAGUGUAUCCCAAACGCAACAGUCUGCGACUAAAGUUACGUCAAACGCAGGUAGUAUCGCAGUGCCUGAGACAAAACCAGCAGUCUUUUCAUUUGGCGGUAAUAGUGCCAUGCCACAAUCAACGAGCACCGGAAGCUUCUUAUUUGCAGGCAAUGUUAACACCGCCAUGAGCCAAGCUCCUACUUUUGGAACCAUUACUAAUCAAAGUAACGCGACCUUCGGAAGUACGGUGGCAACGACGCAAAAUCCACCAGCCUUUGGAAGCUCGGUUAAUUUCCAAACUAUUCAAGCUCCUGGGCUCAGCGUGGCAAGCACUACUUCGCAAAAUGCCCCGACGUUUAGCAGCAGUGCGCCAGGAUUUGGAAGUGUUGUGACGACUGUAACUCAAAACGCGCCAACAUUCGAAACCCUAGCUUCAUCUGCUCCUCCGCCCGCUUAUGGCGUUAAUACAUCCACCACAAGUACAUCAUUUGCAUUUGGAAGUACAGCGGGCCAAACUACCACUGCGUCUGCAUUCAGUACAAACAUUAAAUCUACUACCCCUACCAUUGCCCCUGCGUCAGGUAAAAAUCCAACAUUCUCCUUUGGCUCGACGUCAGCACCUGGCACUAAACCUGGCUUCUCGUUCGGCGCAAACGCUGUACCAACUACUACUUCUAGUGGGCCGGUGACUUCCGGCAAUACCAAUCAAGUACCUGCCUACAAAAUUCUCAAUAGUAGAUGUGCACCAAGAUUUGGUGCUCCUGCGACUACCGCGCCUUCGGCCUUUGGAGAAUCUUCAAGCACUGCAGCACCGGCACUCGGCGGAACCUCUGGCGCGGCAAUGACUGCAUUUGGUGUCACAUCGAGUACAACUACACCAUUGUUUGGUUCACCAGCCACGACAACAUCGGGAAUGUUUAACACUAGUGCAAAUCAGUCAACCUUUGGUACUGGAUCUAAUUCUGCUGCUGCCCCCUCAGCCUUUAGCGUACCAAAGACAACAACGCCGCCAGCUUUUGGUUCCCACACAGCCGAUACUGGCUUCAAUUACGGAGGGAAAGCUGUUCAGUUUACAGGUACAGGCCUGAACCCUACGCCCAGCACUGCAGCUGCUACUGGUUCCACUGUUACAUCGACGGCAACUUCAGCGUUCGGAGUAACCACAGAUCAAAUAACUCUUUUUGGCCAAGGAAAGUCACCACCGAGUUUUACCAGCAGUACAUCACAGGCUUUUGGUAGUAGCGGAACUCCUAGCUUUGGAGCACUGAACACCUCCUUUGGCGGUGUUGCCACUACGGCAUCUGGAAACAAUUCUGGGUUUGGUGCUCAGACUUCAAUGGCGCCAACUUUUGGAACGCAAACUCCAGCAGUAAAGCAAUCUUCCCAAGCUCCUCCUCCUGCAUUCGCGUCGACCAAUACAAGCUUUGGCGCGAGUGCAGCGCCUUCUACUGGGUUUGGAUCGUCGGUAACUACGUUUGGAACUCAAAAUACAACUACGCCAAAUUUCGGUGCUGGCACUGUGAGUUCCGGCUCUACUUUUGGCACCAAUGUCUCGACUCCGUUUGGACAGAGCCAAAAUCCCCCACCAGCUUUUGGAACCCAAAAUUCAAUUACGCCGAGUUUCGGCUCAACCAAUAACAAUGCUAGCGGAGCAUUCGGCUUCAACGCCAACCAACAGCAAACACAACAAAAUUCCAGCUUUUCGUUCAGUGGCAACGCCACUGCGAAUAACACGAUGGGUGCGGCACCCUUCCAGUUCGGUGGUGCACCAGCUAAAACAGAUGGCUUCAAUUUUAAUGCGCCAACUACUACUCCCAACUUGAAUUUUGGCGCCAAUGCUUCAUCUUCUUUCGGUGCAUCAACACAAGGAUCAAACAUGUUCGGAGCAGCAGCGCCAGCUGUUCCUGCUAGUGGAAUGUUUAGUAUUGGGGCUGGUUCUACAGCUCCGAGAUCUCGAUCGAACAGGACGCGGAGUAGGAGAUAGUGGAGAAUGUAAUUUUAACUUACCAUUAUCGAAAUGUAUAAUUGAGUAAGAAUUAGCUAUAAAGAAUAAGAAAUUAAAUUUUGGUUAUUUGAUGCUAAUCGAGCAGAAUAAUGAUAGGAUGAUUUCUAAAUUUUAUAAAAUCCGAAGAAAGUCCAACGGUUCAAUUCACAUAUUACGCAUAAGAUCUUUAUUCCCUUGAGGCUUUUAAAUGCGGGAGGAUGGUACUGUAACGGUAACGAGAACGAAUAAUAAUAAAUUUACAGGGCGCACCAAAUUGGUUUCAGAUUUUACUCACCUCAACUUUUCCUCGUGGUUUUUUAUAAGUAUCGUUACCACGCAUGUUCGUAAUUUGUAAUAUAUAAUUAUUAUAACUACCAUUACUAAAAUCGUUGCCUGACACUGUUGACAAACCAAUUAUUUCAGAACACUGACAAAAUGCAUUUCACCUCUUUUCACCGUUUACAGAUCAAGUAUUGAGCGGGUUAAAAUUCUACUGAUGACAAAACCAGAGUCCUGACUAACUUUAAAAUCAUGACAUUUUUCAGCAUCUAUUGAUGACUCUGUUAAGGUUUAACAGCUGGUGUCAAAUACUCAUGAGUCCUCCAUUUGAUCAAUUUAUCCGCUCAACCAAUGAUAAGUUUUUAACAUUUUUUGUUCCGUACUUGUUGCACUUGGUGCCCCUAUUGUUAAUAAGAAUACCUUUCGAUUAGUUUGUACAAAAUGUAUUUAUAUUCUUUUGCAAUAUUGAAAGAAAAUCGCAGGAACGGAUACAAAAUAAUAAUAAUAAUAAUAAUAAUAAUAAUAAUAAUAAGGCCAAGUCUCGUAAAUUAUAUAUUAGUAUAACUUUAUUAAAUAUCACUGAUUGGUUUUAUAUUCAAUAUACCGUGCUUGCCGGAUUACUUUCAAGGGCAUUAAAUAAUCGUUGUUUAAUCAAGUGUCUGCCAUUUUUUAACUCCCGAACUAAAAUUCCGUGCUAAACGAUACAUGUUGAAAUAACAAGCGUUUGGAUCUAUUCAGGUAAAAUCAUGUUUGGAAUUGUUAUUUGUUUUCUACUUUGACUAUUGAGCUUAGUAUCGUAUUAAUUUGUUCGUGUAUAGUAAGUAAGUAUCUCUAAGCGAAAAAAAGCCAGUCUUGUAUUUAAAAAAAAAAAAAAAAAAAACCUGUAUACAUAUGUAUAAUAGAUCUUAUCCCCGACGCGACGUGUCUAGA